Molecule: messenger RNA, 5151 nt
Organism: Polyodon spathula (Mississippi paddlefish)
Lineage: Eukaryota; Metazoa; Chordata; Actinopteri; Acipenseriformes; Polyodontidae
Gene: gab2
Product: GRB2-associated binding protein 2
Exons: 9
Source: RefSeq, a predicted model, not a curated record
GUGAUCGACCUGCACUGCUGCGAGCAGGUGGACGCUGGGCUCACCUUCAAGAGGAAGGAGUUCCAGGACAGCUUCGUCUUCGACCUCAAGACCUCCGACCGCACCUUCUACCUGGUGGCCGAGACCGAGGACGACAUGAACAAGUGGGUGCGCAGCAUCUGCCAGAUCUGUGGCUUCAACCAGUCCGAGGAGAACAACGAUGCUACCAGAUCCAUGAGGCCUUCAACCCAUGCUCCCCGCUCCACACCAGCAGAUUUGAGUGGUUCUGUCCCUCCACUAAUAGGGGAGCGGAAAUCUUCAGCCCCCGCACACUCCAGCCACCCUGUUCUCUUUACCUUUGACUCCCCACUGCGUCACUCCCAGACCAAUCUCUCCACCAGCGCCCCCCAGGAUUAUCUAUUCCUACAUCAGUGCAGGAGCAUGAAAAGUGAGAACGUCAGGAGUGCCAGCUUCUCCCAGGCCACGCGGUCCUCCCUGUUGAUCGGCAGCGACACAGCGGUGCAGAAACUAUCCCAAGGUUUCGCGCACUGCCUCAACGGGAUGGGCGCCCAGCUACACAGCUUCUACAGCCUGCCCAAACCCAGCAAGCACCAGCAUCCCUCUCUGGAGGAGCAGCCGAGGAACUCUAGCUACGACCUGCCCAGAAGCUUCGGCUCGGAGGGGCACGUGCGGGCCAGCCUGUCCGGGCUGGAGCUGGAGAAUGAGGAGGUAUACACCUUCAAGACCCCCAACAACGCCCUGGCCACCGACAACUACGACCUGCCCACCUUGCCUGGCUCUGUCUACCAGAUCCCCCGCACCUUCACCUUUGACAGGAAUCACAAUGCGCUGGGCAUGGGGGCCACUGACUCGCCCGGAGCUCCGCCACCGCGGCCCCCCAAACCGGGGCAGAUAUCCGAGCAGUGGGGCAUCAUACAGCACAACGGGGAAAGCGCCUCUGUGGCUGCCAUCCCCCGGAGGAACACGCUGCCCGCAGUGGAGAACUUCAGGCUGUAUCGAGCCUCCUCUUUUGAGACGAACGACCACCCUCAGCAGCUCAGCUUCAGCAGUAGCAGCCAGUCCGUAGAGUCGGUUAACGACGGCUUCAGCUCCUAUCUUAGGACAAAGGCUGCUGUGGCUCGUUCGGACAGCGGCGACUCUGAAGACAAUUACGUGCCAAUGAACCCGGGCUCCUCCUCCUCUCCCUUUAACACUGCGUCAGCCAACAACCCUCAGGGCAUCUACAUUCCAAUGAGCCCUGGCCCACACCACUUCCACUUCCCAACGGUCUCCUCGGCAACCCUCCCGACGCGCAAGAGAAGCACUGCCUCCCUGUGCCAUCGGCCUGGGCGUCUCAGUGACAUCACACCUCCCCCCGUCGACCGCAACCUUAAACCAAAACCAACACCUCUGGAUUUGAGAAACAACCUUGUUAUUGAUGAGCUCCCACACAAGUCUCCAGUCACCAAGUCCUGGAUCAGACCAGUGCCAGUCAUGAACUCUAUCUCCACACAAAACUGUCGACCCAUAUCCACACAAAGCAUUACCAGUACCGACUCAGCGGACAGUGAAGAUAACUAUGUUACAAUGCAAAAUCCUGUCUCUACCUCUCCUGCAAACAGUGGCACAAGCAGCCCUGCUUCCAGGAAGUGUGUCAAUGUUGACUACCUAGAUCUUGACUUUAAGCCGAAUUCACCGAUUCCACACAGAAAGCCCUCCACGUCCUCUAUCACCUCAGAUGAGAAGGUGGACUACGUGCAGGUAGACAAAGAGAAGACGCAGGCGCUGCAGAACACUAUGCUGGAAUGGACAGAUGUUCGACAGUCUUCAGAAUCUGCCAAGGGAAUGAAGUCCUGAUAGAGAAACGCCAAGACAGAACGAGACUGUUCCCUCAGAAUCAACGUGCUGUUCUCAACUCUAGCCCUGAUAUCGCCAGUACUAACAAUGUUAUUUAAAAAACAAACAACAACGACCUACAUUUUCUUUGUGAAACAGAAUUUACUGGAGGUCUGUACUAUUACGAUUGGUUCAUUUUAGCAAACAAGAAACAUUUUUCGUAAGCUUUACAGCACAUACUGGUCAUUCUCCUGUGGUGCAUGUCUUCUCACUGUGUCAAGAAGGCAGUGAAAGAAUACAUAGAUGAGUCCAGGAAGAUGGGUACUGAAUAGGUGUACCUUUUAAGGCAUUAAUGCUCACUAUAUGUAUAUCUGGCUCUGCACUGUUUUUUCUCACUACAAGAACCAAACCAUGAUGGAAUUUGAAAAAAAAAGGUCUACAGUCUCUUCAGGUCCAGUAAAAUAAAUGAAAACAACUACAAUGCAAAACUCAGUUCCAAAGUUAAAGUCAAAUAUAUACAUAAAAAAUAUACACUUUAUGUUGAUGGUUCUGCAAGAUCAGAAACCUUAAAAACAAAUUUUGAGUCAUAAUGCUUAGAAACAGGGUCAAUUUCAUACUGCCCAUUACAAAUGCGCACACGGUAUUUGGGCAGCAUGCUAUGUUGUCUUAAUGAACUAUGUAUUUGGAAAGCAAAGAUGUUGGAUUACAAUAUUGGGGCUAUGUGCUUCAGUCUUCCAAGGGUUCCUUCAGAAUAAAUACAAUGGAGGAGCACAGUAAUGUUCCUAAUUUGUACACAUAUAAGCCCGUUUUUAAUCAGAUGUGGAAACCAGUUUAUUAAUUUAAGUGACUGUAUAUAAAUGUGCACGUUUUAUUCUUCUGUAAUCCACUAAUCCCUGGACAGUAUUGCAUUCAGUGCUGCACAAGUGAAAUAGGUUAACUAUAGUGAAGAAUAUUCGUUUUUUACAAAGCAGGAUUGCGCUGCAGCUGAGUGUAUACGUGGUCUACUGUAUGAUGCUUUGAUGUAUCAUCUGCCAGUGCCCAUGGCUAACAGAAAUGAAAACACAGGUUUUUAACUCACAGCCUUUUUAAAUGCUGCCUUGAUGGCGUACUUACUUUAAAAGCCAGGUUCCUUACUUCAGUUCCUAUUGCAACACUGCCCUGCUAAAAUGUAUGUAUUCCAAGCAUAACCCUAGAAUACAAUUAAAUUACAACACUCAUAUAUCCUUUCAGAAACUUUAAAAAAGAAUCAAAUAACAAGAGACAAGAACUGUGAUAACAAAAACUGCUAAAAGCCGCUAAAAGGAUAGCACCACCAUCAUUAAAUCCUAGACUAAUGGUUUUGAGAAAAGACCACUGAACUACUGAAACGCUUAAGCAUCUAUGCGAACUAAUGUGCUGUUCGGUUGGUCUUGUUCCAAAUGAUAAACACAUGAUAAGUUUACCCAUAAGUUAUUCAGCCUGCGUUUACAAACUAAACACACAAGGGUAUAGAGAACGGCCAACUUGUGUUUGAAAGUUGUUACUUAUUUUUUAUUAUGGCUUUGUUUUUGGUUUUUUUGAAAGAAUGAAAUCAAGAAAGAACUUUUUACUUAAGCUGUUGUAUGCUUUUAAAAUGUUGUUUUUCACCUUUUUUUUUAAACAAAUGUUUACAUUAAUUGUGUUGCAUUUUUCUAUGAUUAUUGUCGAAUUCAAUAUUUAAAAGCAAAUACAAAAAAAAAAAAAAAACAUACAUUCUGAAUAGAGAGCCAAGCAGUGGACAUGCAUGUGCACCCUUCCACCGAGUGAAACAAGCACACUGCAAGAGGCCGGGAGGACAGCCACCAGUUAAAUUCGUUCUGAAGGAUCACGGAGGGAGGUUUGGCUUGAAGUAGCAUGCGUGGCUAAAAUAUGUAACAGCCAAAAAACAGUGCAACUCAAAGCCCUGUCACACAUCUCAAGAGUAAGCCAUUUAAAGCUCUGUGCAUGCAAGCUUUGCAUCUACUGUGAGCCCAUUUCUGGAAACCCAUCCUGCAAUGAAAGUGAAAAUGAGCUCUUGAUACAGGCCAGAGCAGCUACACCGGAAAACAUGAAGACACCCUGGAGGGCCAGCCUCAGUUCUUAUCAUUGGAUCGGAUGAGAUACAGGGGUCUUGUUUGGGAGUGUGCAGACUGUCCCAGAGCCCAGUGUGCAGCAAACGCAAGCCUAUCAUGAAAUCAAUAUCGACUGAUAAUCCCUCGGAACCGUAACAACACAAAUGGCAUUUAUCUAUCAAUAUAUGCUUUUAUUGGGGGAAACACUGAAUCAGUCUUUCUUAAUUUAAUGGGGGGUGGGGGCAGCACUGUUAUUGCUUUCAAUCAGGUCCAAGAUUUCUAAGUGGGCUGGGACCACUUGUAUUUAAAGUUUUAAUUUAAACGUGAAAGUGCAUUACAUUUUUAAAAGUUAUUUUUUAACUGACAAGCUGACUUGGUUUGGCGCUGUGGCCAGUCACCCUGUGCGGUGCUUGUUUUUGCUUUUUACACAAGUCAAUAGAUAAAGGAAAUGCCAUUUGUGAUAAAGUCUUAUGCCACAGAUCACCAUAUAAACAGAGUAAUCGUGAGCCAGUUUCUUCUGAGUGUAUGGCGUUCACCAUGCUUGUUCUUAGGACUAUAUUUUAACCCUUACCCAACAAAUCUAACUACAGUAUCUGCCAGUCCUGCUAAACAGCAAAAGGCCUUAGAAAGGCAGAAUGCAGUAACUUUUUUUUAACUAAUCUGUCAUCCUGUUGUUUGCAAGCAUUGAUGUUUUUCUGCGAGGCAAGGUGAGAUUUUUAGUACCACCAGUCCUAAUGGGAAAGGGUUGAAGUAGUGAUACAGUGACUGUCAAAACUGUUGUUUAAUGCCUGGAGGGGCUGGAUGAAUUUGUGUGUCUUCAGCAGGACAAACAGAAGGGGCCCUGUACUGUUAAUAUGUAAAAGGUGAGCUGGGUGAGAGAGCUACUAAAGCAACAUCCUUGUUUCCAAACCUCUGUACUAAAACUGUGUAAAUCUAGUGGUGUAAGGUUGCUUUUUUCUGUAUUAUUGUAAAGCCUUUUACAUCUUAAUGUGGAUAGUUAGUAAGAUAAUUUAUUAAUUUAUUCAGUGUUUCUGUCUUUUUUUUUAAAUAAUAAAAACAAACAAAAACCGCUCUACUAACAUUAAUUUAUGCUUUGUGUCUUGGUUCUGUGAAGCAGUAUGCCACGUUAUUACUCUUGUUUAAUGGUAAAACAUGGUACACUUGGGAUAAACAUUGCUUAAUUGUCAUUAAUGUAUUAUACCAGAAAACAAAUAUGGAAAAUAAUAAACAAUAAAUUAUGAAGUGGAUUACUGCUGUUCUGAAUAUC